CUAUGUUUGCUACUAUGGCACGUUCCCAAGCCAUAGAAUAAAUAAAGAUGGUAGUAUGUUAUCUGUGGCCGGAGAACACGGUUGUAUACUGGCAGGCGCCCACGCAGCCAUCAACAGUUUUAUGUUUAAAUUUCGAACCGCGAACUUUCGGAGUGAUUGAUAGUAUCCGUUACAAUGAUAAAUUUGUUCCAGUGUUGGAUUGGUCCACCUCGCAAGCUGGGCGGGCGUGGCAACGCCUGCUGUUCCGCGACGAACAAACGCACAAACAUAUUCACCGCGGUGAACAACUUCUUCGCUGAUUCGCCACUGGUGAAUCAGCUCAAAGGUAUCAUGACCAGACAAACAAACAGCAGUGGAGGAGAGCCAGGCCCUCCAGAUGAAUCCUCUCGCUCUAAUAACAGAGACCCGCCGACACUGGCAGUCAGCCCUUCAGACAGUCGCCAGUUUUCUGAGCAGACGUCUCCAAGCAAACCGCCGCGUCAGGUGACCUUCCUAAAACCGGCCGCUGACACUACGCUUGAUAGGAAGGCUUCCAUCGUCGACGAGACCUCGGGCAUCACCAGGACCCAAAUGAAAGAAUUCCGUGAGGCAUUCCGCCUAUUCGACAAGGAUGGUGACGGCACCAUCACGAAGGAGGAGCUGGGCAGAGUCAUGCGCAGCCUCGGGCAGUUCGCCAGGGUCGAGGAGUUGCAGGACAUGCUGCAGGAAGUCGACAGUGAUGGCGAUGGCAACGUUAGUUUCGAAGAGUUCGUGAGCAUCCUCUCCAAGUCCAUGAGUGGCCCUGCAGGGAACACCAGCUCAGCUGAACAGGAGGAGAGGGAGUUGCGAGAUGCGUUCAGGGUGUUCGACAAACACAACCGAGGUUACAUCUGCGCAUCAGACUUGAGGGCUGUACUCCAGUGCUUGGGAGAAGACUUAUCUGAAGAAGAGAUUGAGGACAUGAUCAAAGAAGUCGACGCAGAUGGCGAUGGCCGCAUAGAUUUUCUUGAAUUCGUCCGUGCUCUUGGUGAACCUGAGGAUGCGUGUGAUGAUGAAGACGAAGACGACACGACUGAAGGACCAGACCUCAUGAUACAACGGCCUGUAGCUGCCAACUAAACUGUCAAUAUAAACACGUAGCUAGGACAGGCAACAACAGAAUUAUUUGAAACAAAAGAAGAACUAGAAAAUGAUGAAGAAAUGACCUGAGAAUUAGUUGAUUGAUGUUCUAAUGAAUAAAUAAUACGAAAUGGAAAAGUCCUACGGCUGAUACAUAAUGAUCUUUGUUUAGUUAUGUAUGGGACAAAAGA
Spodoptera exigua (beet armyworm) is the source of this 1289-nucleotide messenger RNA. The record is from the annotation of a GenBank genome assembly. Lineage: Eukaryota; Metazoa; Arthropoda; Insecta; Lepidoptera; Noctuidae.